GGACGACAAUAAAGUGCYGUAGACCUCCCUCUCCAAUAUGUAUGCAAUACAGCGUAAUUUUAGCCUUCCAGGCUCGCGUUAUGACGCAUUUGACGAACCAAGCCCCCUCGAUUUCAGCAAAGAUCCUGCCGAGAAUAUGAGAGAUGUUCUCAAUCAAAUUACAAGCAAGGAAGAAAUGUCUGUCAAUAAAAGAAUGUGCUGUGUUAAUAACUUUACCAAGCUGAUUCAAAAUAUAGAUGAAAAAGCCAAUCUUGGAUUUUCAUAUGAAGAUAUAAUGGUGUGUUUGGUUGUACCAUUAACUAUGAGAGCUAAGGAAGUGCGAGCAGCUGGUUUGAGGGCAUUGCGUCACUUGUUCAGUGAUGAAUCUAUGUUCUUAGUCAUGCUAAAGCUAMGGCUGGAUAUUUUGAUUGUAAAAACUGGUCAAGCACAAUACUCAAGACAUUCUAUUUUMUCUGCAGCUGUUAAGAAUACACCACUUUCUUCAUUUGUGGGUGGCAUCCAAGCAAUCACAAGGAAUGUCCUUGAUUGCCAAAUGCCAAGGUUGAAUGAAUCUCUUAUUAUUACACUGUUAUACCUUCUGAACUACAAGAAAACAAGAAAAUUUGUACGUCUGCAUGUUGGCCUUGAGGGAAUCUUGGCUCCCUUCACCGACCUCCACUACAGACACAGUGCUGACACACCUGACUCUCAAAUGAAGGAAGACAAAAGUGCUCGUCUUACAGCAAGUAAACUUUCUUUGGUCACUAUUUUUAGAUCAUGGGCAGGAAUCAUGACUUUCUGUAAACCAGAUGGUAAAGGWCUUCAGUCCCUACUUGGUGUUUUUUGUUUGCAAAAUUCUGAUGUCAGGAAAGGAAUAAUGGAAGUUUUAGCUCAGGUUUUUAGAAUAAAAGAACCAACCUGGACUGACGAUUUUGAUGUUGCAUUAAACAGUGUYGAUCCAUCACAGAUGAAAGAGGCCUGGAAACUAUCAGAUGGCUUUGUUGCCCAAGAGGGACGUGAGCUGUUACCCAGGGCAACCAAAUCUACUGGAAGGACCAAUUUAAUAACAAACUACAUGGCUCUUGUGUUGUCUGCAUUUAUCAAUGCUGGAUUACUUGAGAGUCUUGUUGAAGUUAUAACAUCAUCAGAUUGCUUCAUUUCUGUAAGAGCCACAAUACUUUUAGGAGAACUGCUACAUUUGGCAAAUACCCUGCUCCCCCCUGAAUGCAGCAGUCACACUCAUUGUUUGCCGACACUGGUCAACACAGCAACAUCAUGUGAAGUUUCGGCAGCUGAGCGUGGUCUAGCAAGUGCAGCAGUGAACUGUCUUGACCAUCUGCAUCAGAUGAAGAAAAGAGGUCCAGUACCAUGCAGUUUAUACCUUGACCAGAUUACAAGAGCUCUUGAGCCAAAGGUUAAACCUGACAAGCAGCACAAAGACAGACUUCUCCAAUGUAUAAAUAAGCAAGAGCUUGAGGAACCAUAUUUAGCUGCUAUCAGAGACUCACAAGUCAUGGCUCAAGAAUACAGAAACUGGGAUUGGGAUUUGAUCGAAGCUGCUCUCCAGUCRCCUUUUAUUUCAAUGAAGAAAAUUGAAGAAAAUAAUAACCAAAGGUUCGUACGUAACCUUCUUAACUUCUACAAGCCGUCCAGUCAAAAGUUCAGUUCGAUAAACCUAUCAGACCCAAGAGCAGAAAACUUUUCCCGUGUUGGUCUUUUACUGAUUGACUUUUUGAUGGACCCAGAUGAUCCUCUGGGUAUUGGGUGCAAUCUUAUUCAAGAACUCGUCCAGGAAAUAGCAGCUUGYUUACARGARGUGUUAUCUCCUAAUAUGGCCAGUAACAGUGUCCUAAACAAAGACAARAUUACCAACUUACUUAGCAGAGACUAUUUUCUAUUUCUUGGCAAACUAUCGAGUACWAAGGCUGGCUGCAAACUGUUGGAUAAAACUGGAAUUUUCCAAUAUCUUCUUGACUUGUGCUCAACCAAUCUUGACAACUUACUGAAGCUGAUUGUUGCUAGUCUGGACUACAGGGACAAAGGGAUCCCGCGUAUCAUCCUGUCAAAAAUACUUACAGCUUCACCAGAUCCAUCUUCCAGAUUGUAUGCUACAAGUCACAUGCGAGUUCUCCUUAGAUCAAAAAUAGCAUUUUUCAGCAACUGGGGCAUGGAGUUCCUUGUCACUCAGCUUUAUGACACCAAUCCACGAGUUGCAAACGAGGCCGCUGAUGUCUUGGAUGAAGCUUGUGAAGACGAGGCCAAUCUGCAGUACCUGGUGCAACUACGUCCCGUUUUGCUUCACCUGGGAGACAAAGGRGUCCGUCUGCUGACAAGAUUCGUGACAGUUGAAAGAGGGUUUAGUUACUUGUCAUCACUGGGUUAUUUAGAAGUUCUGUUGCGUCAGUGGCAAGAGCAAUAUAAAGUCGAAUAUGUAAGGUGGAUUGAUGAAAUGCUGGCAGAAUCACUUACAACGUACACCAAGCCAACCGAUGAUGAAAGCUAUGUCCGKCGAUCAAAUAAAAAACAUUCAGUCAGCGAYGCCUAUCUUCCACCUCAUCUGUAUGGCGAAUUGGUGCAGAAAAAACAUGGAUUCAAACUUCUUCAGAAGACGAAUGAAGUWGAAAACUGUGUCAGUACGAUACGAACCCUCGAGCCUGACUCACAAAAAAAUGUGUCUGAGAUCAAAGCUGCUUUAUGGGCCCUGGGUCAUUGUGGUUCGUCUAACUGGGGAAUCACCCUCUUGCUGGAGGARGACAUCAUACCAGACAUUGUGGCCAUGGCGGAGGAAAGUGAUAACAUGGCAAUCAGAGGAACAUGUUACUACGUUCUUGGCCUUAUMGCAAAAACCCGCCAAGGCGCMGAAAUCCUAAGUGAUCAUGACUGGAUCAGCAUACGUCACAUCGGCACUGAAGAAUGGCCAGUCGURGAAUCUCAAGAUCAGAUCAUCCCUGCUGUUAUGUUUGGUAGUCCMGURAACCCUUCCCCUACAUAUCCUGGAUAYAACUUAAGCAAAAUCUCAGAGAAGAAUGACAACGGAAUAUACAUGGGGGACGACGUAAAGAAAGCCGCGGAUUCAUCAUAUGACGAACUGAGUGGYAUUUACAUUGGCGAUGAUUCAUCAAACAAAAAGCCCACACACGAAGACCGCACUGAGGGGGGUGGUAUCCUUGCACGCUGGUAUGAGGAGGCUGAACGCCGCCGUAAGAUAGCAAAGCGGGAGACAGGGCUCUAUGAUGACGCAAGUGGUGUGUAUCUAGGCAACGAGAAGUCUCCCCAGAAGUCUCUGUUGAACCAAGACGAGUUCGUCCCAGGAGGAAUCAUGGCGAAACUUUAUCAGAAUUCUAGUUUGAACAAUAGGAAAGAAAACAAGACUCAACACMGGCGAAAUCGAAGYGAUGGGAAUUUUAGCUCCAGUACAAGUUCUUUAAACGAUGUCAAAGAUAUGGACUCUAAACUCAAACGCAGAACGUACUCAAAUGUUGAUCGUUUGCAGUCAAGUGUGGAUGGGUCACCCACUUCUAAUCAAGAUUCUGGAGUCGAGAUACGACAGAUGCGYUCAAUGAGUGAGUCGACGACGAGUGAUAAUCCCGAUGAACCCCUUAAAUUGAAACGAGAUGCUCUAMUGAACUCUGAGUCACGGACGAGGUACGAUAGCACAGGYUCYGAGUUGACCGUGACGGUGAGUCACGCAAGAACCGGUAGUAACGUCAGUAGCGUCAGUGCUGGGAGUGUAGGAUACCACGACAGAGAGGCUAGUUUUGAUAGUAGUAUGGAGUCAGACGACCCUCCGGGUUAUUCGUCAAAUUCCCCAGACACCAAGGUCACCCCUAAUACCAUCAACCCACCACCCAAGCGRCUCCUGGCGAGAAAAUAUCAGUCGGAAGAUAAAGACAAACUUAAACCACAAGAUGGUGGACACCCCAUUCUCAUGAGACAAAGAAGUAUAAGUUUGACUGAAAAGCAACGAACCAAGUCACCAACGCUUGCUCUUAUUGCAGAGAAUCGGAGCUCUAGUUUCCAUGGAAGCACAGAGUUCAGUAAAAUCACAUCCACAAAGCGUUCAACUGGGGAGAUACCAGUUUCACGCAACUCAUCCAACGUAGACGACGACAUAGACCUUCUAAGCAGCUAUACGAGCACUACAAGCCUUACCGAGGUGAAAAUCCUUAGCGAUAAAACUAUUGUUUUCCAUAGUAGCGUCGAGAAAGACAGGGCGCAAAGYUUUGACAGUUCACACAYUAGUGACCURCGAAGAGAUCGCCUCCUCGUGUCGGGGUCACAGCUCAGCGACUCGGACGCCGAGAUCGGCGCGUUCAAACCCCGAAGCAGAACGAGCUCCUACGAGAAAGCCGAGCUUGCGCGACGACUGGGCUUGAAAAGUGGKGAUAUAUCACAGCGGGCGUUYAACCGUUCCCGUAGCACCAGUAGCGGGUAUGGUCCAGAUGGGUUUCGAAAGAAAAUUGUAAAUAAUAACAGUCUGUUAGGAAACACGAAUUAUGUGACUAUAUCUGGCGACUCCAAUAAACACGCUCGUUCYAGUUCUGAUCUUGGGGCUUAUACUACAAUGAGGGACGCUUCGGGAUAUGUUGCUUUGAGUACAUUGAGAAGACAACAUAGUUUGAGCAGAGAAGCCUUGGUCAACGCUGACAGACCUUAUUUCACCGCGGCACCUGCAUCAACUGAUACUACAAGCACCAGAGAAAGCUUAAGUAGUUCGUCGGGUAGCUAUGAAUAUCGACAGCUUACCAGUUCUAUGUCUUCUUCUUCAACUGGUACCGAGUUUGUUGGCCUAUGUCUGCCUCUGAACUUAAGCUUGCUCUUUCAGGUUGAGCCUUACGUCUUUGAAGGUUCGUGGCCAGAUAACUUCGUUUCGGAUCCAAUAACACCCGGAACGGUCUCUAACGUAGAAGGCAUUAAUGAACUCCCCGAGGAUCAYGACCCUUCYCGCUGUCUCGGCUGCAUGUACUCAAAACGAACCAAAUCCAUGAACGARAGGAGAAAAUCUAUUGACUCGUUCAGUGAUGCAGAAAAGAUAUCUUACCAAAGCGAAACCACCGAAGAYUCGCAGAGYAGUGUCUCGCCAAGUUCAGUAAGCAGCGCGUCGGAUUCAGUCCGAGACGAUCAAGAACCUCGUAAAGCCCUCGACGGAUCAUCGCCGGGUGGUCGGGUACAGAUUCGUAAAGAGAUUUUAAGACUAGUGGUCAAGUUGAGCAGCGCUGUUGGUUCAAAGUCGCACCAAGAAGGGCUUUCACAACUCAAAGGUCGCUUUCCAGACAUUUUCCAAGAUGUAUGUUUGUUCUGUGAGGUYGUGGAUUUGAUGAGCGUCUAUCAGUUCCGGCUUGCUACACGAAGAUUUUUGCUAAAUGUCAUCUUUAACGAAGUGGCUUUUACCGAGAUCAUUGAAAGAGCCGAUGCAAUCAUCAAUGGUUCAAUAAUGAACAGUACAACUACUCUNAGUGUCUCGCCAAGUUCAGUAAGCAGCGCGUCGGAUUCAGUCCGAGACGAUCAAGAACCUCGUAAAGCCCUCGACGGAUCAUCGCCGGGUGGUCGGGUACAGAUUCGUAAAGAGAUUUUAAGACUAGUGGUCAAGUUGAGCAGCGCUGUUGGUUCAAAGUCGCACCAAGAAGGUCUUUCACAACUCAAAGGUCGUUUUCCAGACAUUUUCCAAGAUGUAUGUUUGUUCUGUGAGGUCGUGGAUUUGAUGAGCGUCUAUCAGUUCCGGCUUGCUACACGAAGAUUUUUGCUAAAUGUCAUCUUUAACGAAGUGGCUUUUACCGAGAUCAUUGAAAGAGCCGAUGCAAUCAUCAAUGGUUCAAUAAUGAACAGUACAACUACUCUCACAGAUAUGAAGGAUUGAUGUAACAAAGGAAAAUCUCGUAUUACUUCCAGUCAGAACCAUUAGAAAUGAUAAUACAGCGACGACAUCUUGUGCAACAAAACAUGAUGGGAGAUGUAGUCCUCGAAUUUUGACCGCCAAAAAUAUCUACCUUAGAGAAACAGCAAGAUGUCAUGCAUCUUAUCAGGGAAAACACGGAAAUGUAUUUUGAGCCAAGAGUACCGUCAUGCUUUGCUCGCGAAAAUGGCGUCGCUGCACAUUGGCUAUUAGGAAGACGGAUUAAUCAACCAAAUAUGGUUUCGAAAUAUUUGAUAGCUCUUUAAUAAUGUUGAUUGAGCCGCCAUUUUGGAUUGUGGAAUCGUAAGGCCAAAAGCCACAACCGCGCUAUAUGAAUUUACUGUGUAGUGUAGGAAUUCUUGAUUUCAUACUUCUAAUUUAUGAAAUACUGCAUCCAAGCAUCCAACAUUCAGAUGUCUUUCAUAUGUUGAAUCAUAAAAUCUUCAGCGCACUUUGGACAUACUAGAAUUUCUUGUAGAAGAUGGCAAUUCAAGAUGGCGGACUUGUCUCUUGUAAUUUGAGAUCAUUAGGGAAGAACAUAUUUUUUUGCAAAAUUUAUGUGCAUGGCAAUGCGACACGGCGACAUAUCGGUUCGUGUGCUACCAAAAUAUGGCACUCUGUGUUGCUGCUUUGACAGCACAUACGAAUUCAAACAGUUUUGAUAAGUGGAGGAUAUCAUGGGGGCAAAAACUGAAUCUAUCGAUAUUAAUUUUGCGGUUGAGUAAUAUUUUACKUGGUGUCACAGAAGCUUAAUCUAGAGGAAUAUGUAAGUCCUUUAAUGUCAAAUCGAAAAAGAAUGUAUUACGAUUCCAGUAUGAACUUGAAAGUCAUGUAAACUUGGGCGUCUCUCCAAACCUGUAAAUAAAUUAUCAAUAUAUGAUUAUGGCAAAAUUAAAAAAUAUGUCUAGAGUUUCAAAUGAAAAUAAAAAACAAAUGCCCUGCUAAAUGGUAACUCUAUGAAUUUAGAUUAGGUUUAGUCUCACUGUGAAUUUUGUUUUCUGACGCUGUCAAAGCCAGUUGGUGAAAUAUCAAACAGGAACACAAAUGGUGUUUUCAGAACACAAAAACAACUUGUGUUCUUUUUGUCCCAGUCCCCGAUCUUUU
Messenger RNA from Exaiptasia diaphana, 6976 nucleotides. Its product is annotated as rapamycin-insensitive companion of mTOR. Gene Ontology annotation, cellular component: TORC2 complex. The record is from RefSeq and is a predicted model, not a curated record. Gene Ontology annotation, molecular function: protein serine/threonine kinase activator activity. The transcript has 37 exons. NCBI's taxonomy places the organism in Eukaryota, Metazoa, Cnidaria, Anthozoa, Actiniaria, Aiptasiidae. The coding region runs from base 38 to 5836 and encodes 1932 amino acids. Gene Ontology annotation, biological process: TORC2 signaling; positive regulation of phosphatidylinositol 3-kinase/protein kinase B signal transduction.